Molecule: messenger RNA, 1122 nt
Organism: Lodderomyces elongisporus
Lineage: Eukaryota; Fungi; Ascomycota; Pichiomycetes; Serinales; Debaryomycetaceae
Gene: GTR2
Exons: 1
Coding region: 1-1122 (373 amino acids)
Biological process (GO): cellular response to starvation; negative regulation of autophagy
Cellular component (GO): nucleus; fungal-type vacuole membrane; Gtr1-Gtr2 GTPase complex
Molecular function (GO): GTPase activity; GTP binding
Source: RefSeq, a predicted model, not a curated record
AUGGAAGCAACAGUGAUUCCCAAUCCUAAGGACUCAAAUGCGACGAUUCUUCUUAUGGGUCUCAGGCGAGGUGGCAAGUCUUCUAUAUGCAAGGUUGUUUUCCACAACAUGCAACCAUUGGACACAUUGUACUUAGAGUCCACAUCAAAGCCGACAAACGAACAAUUCUCUUCGCUAAUUGAUUUGUCAGUGAUGGAACUACCAGGUCAACUAAAUUACUUUGAGCCUAAUUACGACUCAGAACGAUUAUUUUCAUCCGUGGGAGCUUUAGUGUAUGUGAUUGACUCUCAGGAUGAGUAUCUAAAUGCCUUGACCAACUUAUCAAUGAUUAUUGACUUUGCAUAUCGCGUCAACCCCAAAAUCAACAUCGAAGUACUAAUCCACAAGGUCGAUGGUUUAAGUGAAGAUUACAGAAUGGAUGCACAACAGGAUAUAAUGCAACGUACGGGAGACGAGUUAUUGGACUUGGGUCUAGAAGGUGUCUCUGUCAGCUUCUAUUUGACAUCUAUUUUCGACCAUUCUAUAUAUGAAGCAUUCUCGCGAAUUGUGCAGAGGCUAAUACCGGAGUUGCCCUCCUUAGAGCACAUGUUGGACAAUUUGGUCCAGCACUCAAACAUUGACAAGGUAUUUUUGUUUGACGUCAACUCAAAAAUAUAUGUAGCAACAGAUUCGCUGCCGGUGGAUAUUAAGACUUAUGAAGUUUGUGCUGAGUUUAUUGAUAUCACCAUUGAUUUGGACGAUUUGUAUAUUGAAAACGAGAGUCUGCAAGAGAAGUCUACCAACAGGGCAAGAAAGAAUAAUUACGACGACGCCACAACCAACAAUAUAAACCCAAAUUUAAACAGAAACACAAAUAAUGGCGAGAUGAAAGAGUUGAAGUCAAUCAGUCAUUUAUCGAAUGGGUCAAUAUUAUACCUAAAACAAAUGAUCAGAGGUCUUGCAUUGGUCGCACUAAUACGAAAUGAGUCUAUUGGAAACGACGAACACGAGCUAGCGAGUUACAAUGCCACAUCUGAAAAGUCAAUUGCUAUCGUAGAUUAUAAUGUGAACUUGUUCAAAGAAUCAUUGAUGAAAAUGUGGGAGAGCUCAAGGUUUAUACAGAACAGUACAGUUCGCUCAUAA